Molecule: messenger RNA, 1956 nt
Organism: Didymosphaeria variabile
Lineage: Eukaryota; Fungi; Ascomycota; Dothideomycetes; Pleosporales; Didymosphaeriaceae
Exons: 1
Coding region: 1-1956 (651 amino acids)
Biological process (GO): chromatin remodeling
Cellular component (GO): Swr1 complex
Molecular function (GO): ATP-dependent H2AZ histone chaperone activity
Source: RefSeq, a predicted model, not a curated record
AUGUCGGAGCCGCGAAGGUCGACGAGGGCGCGCGCAAGGGAGGAAGCCGUACCCCCGACCCCCGAUCCGCCAAAAGAGACGCCCAGCAAGCCACCUUCGAAGUCACUAAAGCGCAAACGAACGAGUGUCGCGCCCAUCAAAGAUGCAACUCCAGGCACACCCGUCGCGGAGGGCCCACAGCUACCCUCGCAACCCGUCCUGCCCCUCCGAGUCGUAGAGGGCCAGCCACUACCGACUCUGUCAGAACCGCAGUCACUCGAUCUGUCGUCGCAAGAGUAUCAGGACAUACAGCACAGUGGCGUGCUUAGUGCCUCUCUUCAGCGGUCCCGCGCGAUAUGGGUGUCUGGCACCAAUUUCAGGCUCUUCCAUGCGUUUUUCACACCACCGAAGAAGGUCGCUGAUCGUACUGAGGAGGACAAGCAAAAUAUACAGCGGCAGAAGGAGAUUGUGCGCAACUUUCCACAAGUGGGCGAGGCACAGUUGGUUAUAGAACCACAUACGUUUCCUAUCCGUCUCUAUGGACCGCGGGAGGCUGUCAGACAGGUGCAAAAGAAGGCGCCGACAUAUGGACAAUGGCCAAAUCAUAAUCAACAGAGCCCGUACCAAUACAACCACACGCCACCCCAACAUCAGCCGCCUCCGCAGCAACGGCCACCGCAGCCCAAACCACAGCCGCAAAAGCCAGUCCCGCCGCCGCAAGCGCCUGCGCCCGAUCCUGUUAUCCACAUGCUGGCACAGCGAGCGGGGCAAGAUCCUGAACUCAAGGCUGUCAUGAAGAUUGUCGCCGCAGGGCAGGCUACGAAAGAGCAGCUAGAGUUCUUUCAAGGACAUAUUAGCGAGCUUACGAAUAUACUACAGAAGCAGAAGGAUGCAGGUAUACAGCAUGCUCCUCCACCUCCGCCUCCGCCAAAGCCAGCCACCACUCCACGUCCACAGCCUAUAGCGCCGCCUCCGCAAUCAGUUGCACCGACACCAACACCACCACCGCCCCCGCCCAAGCAGGAGCAGCAACAACCGAUACCGCCCAAACAGCCUGCUCCUAGUCCUACUCCUCCACACGUCCAGCAACCGCAGAUGGCUCCAGCACCCCCAGGACCGCUCCAGGCACCUCAUCCCGGCAACUACAAGUACAAGCAAACGUAUAAUCAACCGCAGCAGUACCAUCAGCACCAUGCACAGCAAUAUUCCCCCGUUUAUCAAGCGCCUAGGGCAACUUAUCGUCCGCUGGUGUUUGACUUCAAGGAGGGCAAUGGGGACAAGUUCUACUUUCCAACAUACAGCUUUAUGGAGUGGUUACCCAACAACUCAGGCGCGAAAUUCUCUUUCUUGGUCACAAAGAUGAAGCCAAAACCACCGCCAGCCACGAACAUAAAAACGCCUGCCACGCCAGCACCGAAAGUUGCUCAAUCUCCUGCUGCUCCUGCCAGCACUGUGCCCACUCCGACUCCUACUCCAGCAGGUGACGCAAACAAUGUGUCGACUCCAAACGGCGCUCCACCCAAUAUCGCAACCCCAGGACCUGCCCAAGCCACUCCUACAGCGGCGCCAGCACCAACAACCACCCCUCUACCGCCCGCCACACCCUACGUUCCCCCACCGCGAAUUGAAGACUUCGACGAAAAGGUUGAUAUCAAAGACAUCGAGUUCUACCAACCUGUCACCGUUCUUGUGAUGAGCGGUCAUCCAGACAUACUUCAGACGCUGCCACGUGCCAUUCGUCCGCCGGAUGCCGUAGAGAAAUACAUGAAUCAGGUGUUCGACACAUGCAGAAGAGCAGAGGAGACAUUCUUAGCAUUCAGAUUGCCAAAAGAGGGUGGCGCGGAGGCUGAGAACGAGGAAAAGAAAGCAAGGAGUGGCGAUGCUACGCCCGUGGUGCACGCGGCUGCUUAUGAUGUCUCCAUGGCCGGCGACAGGAGGAAAUCGAGUGGCCGCCCGAGGAAGAGUAUAGCGGUGUAG